This is a messenger RNA of Psilocybe cubensis, 576 nucleotides long. RefSeq lists its product as uncharacterized. NCBI's taxonomy places the organism in Eukaryota, Fungi, Basidiomycota, Agaricomycetes, Agaricales, Agrocybaceae. The record is from RefSeq and is a predicted model, not a curated record. The coding region runs from base 1 to 576 and encodes 191 amino acids. The transcript has a single exon.
AUGGCGGAGAGUACACGUGCCCCCAAACCCUCCGCUAAACGAUUCUCAAAACUUGACCUACUUCACUACAUUUCUAGCUUCCCUUAUAAGACUAUUACACUCCGGGAUGCCCUAGCGAUUCCCUCUCGUAUCCGUCCUGCUCCUGAAGAUGAUGUCGAUCGCGAGGCCUGGUAUUGGCAGCACCAUCCAUUACUCCGACUCAUCGCGGACACCCAACGACCAGGAACAGUUUCCACGAAGACAAAGGGUUUUGCUUAUACUAUCCCUCCAGUCAAGCAGCUGCCUUCGACAGGAUACGUCCUAGAUUCUGCCGUAGCUGCGCUCUACUGCUUUUUUGCCACAUCGACAUUUGAAGACGGUGCAUUGUUGGCGGUGAACCUUGGUGACGAUGCGGAUACUGUUGGCGCUAUCUUCGCAGGUCUGGCUGCUUGCUGGUAUUCAGCAGAGGAAGGAGAUGGAGAUAGAGUGUUCUGGACGACACGAGUCAAAUCAUGGUGCGAAGACUUGGUACGCCGUGAUAUUAUCGACACGGUGGCCAAGGAUCUGGCAGCAAUGGAAUAUGAAUUUAACUUGUAA